This is a messenger RNA of Penicillium robsamsonii, 816 nucleotides long. RefSeq lists its product as uncharacterized. The record is from RefSeq and is a predicted model, not a curated record. The transcript has a single exon. Bases 1 to 816 code for a protein of 271 amino acids. NCBI's taxonomy places the organism in Eukaryota, Fungi, Ascomycota, Eurotiomycetes, Eurotiales, Aspergillaceae.
AUGGCCAACCAAAAUGAAGCCCCGCCCAACUAUGAGGAGGCAUUGAUGACACUACCUCGCUAUGGUUCACUUCCAUCAACAAUGAAUGUACAUGGCCAGUGGACAAAAUGGAAAUCCUUAAAUCUCUGCGGCGCGAGUGCCAAAGACCGCCUGUGUCUGAUUGAGAUGCAAACUGGUUAUAGCGGCAAAGCUCCACUCGGAAUGAGAACGGGAUUUGUCCUGCGCGAUGGGAUGAGCAGCAAAGAUCCACUUCUUGCUGCCGCUGGUGAUGAGUUGCAGGGCCUCCAUGUGUUCAAUCCCGACGGCAUCGUCUUCUUGCCUCCACUUGAUCCAGACCCAAAAUCCGACCGCAUGGAUACAGAGGUCAUGCGCGCCGAACCUGGUGCAAAUAACGAUAUCGCCUUCCACUUUUCCAUCGAGGUAGGCGAGAAGCAGCGACGGGAGGAGUUUGCCUGGAGGAAGGUCAAGAAGGGUGACGAUGGAGCCAAGAGAAAUGGGUUCAAGUUGGUUCGGCUCUCGGCAGGUCAACAAACAUCGCAGCCGAGUGGCAGCAGCAGCGUCCAAAAACCGAUUUCGUCCUCGCCUUCACCACCAGGCAAGAAUAGUGGGACUGUCGCCUUUCUUGGGUGGGUCAUGGCCUUUCCAAGUAUGACACAUGCGUUCACUCUUGAGCUGGUGGAUGGCCAGUCGAGCGCGUUAGGACCGCGCUGGACCCUUAUGGUUAUUGUCACUGCAAUCAGGCUAUAUACACUGCAUGUAAAGGGGAAAACGAGCAAGUUUGUCGUCGAUAUGGGAAAGAAGAAUUUGGGGAAUUAA